AUGACGUCAGCACAGCUUGGGACUACAACAGUAUCUGAUAACGAGCAGCACUGUCUCUUCUUGGCAGUUUUCAGAAUUAAAAUGGAACUGUCUUAUCAGUCCAUGAAGUUCGCCCAUGAAGCUCGGGAGGCAGAUAAGCUGAGGACCGAGAUGAGGAAGAAGAGCAUUCUUGUUCUCAUUUACCAACAUUUGCUUGGGCAAGGGUAUGCAUCAGCUGCAGUCACUUUGGAUCAGGAGACAAAUGGAGGAGUGAGGAAAUUUGAGGUUUGUGAUAACGUCGAUCUGGAGAUGGUGCUCAUGGAGUAUGAGAAUUAUCACUAUGUCAAGUUCCAGAGGUAUCCCAAACUCAUCAGGAAAACAACAGAACCAGGUGAAAGCAGACAAGCAAAAAGUGCUGUUGUUAAAAAGGUUCCCCACUCAGCUCUGAAGCCUCUUCCCAAAAUCACCCCAUCUUCCUCCCCCCAAACUGGAAACCUAGCCAAGAAGACAACUGCCAAUUCACAUGAAAAUAGCUUCUCGGUGGCACCAGAGUCAUUGGAUUUAGGGUUCAACACAUUCUCCAUCAAACAUGGGCCCCCAGGGGAAGCUGCCUCAAGCAGGAAGAUGACUGAUGGCAGAACAAUCCAUGAUGCUUUCAAUGGAUCGGCCGUUCACUCUGACCACAUGGAGCGAUUGCUGAAGCCUCUCAGUGGCUUUUCUGGGAUUAGCGGUGAGAUGAGGGAACUUGCUGCAAUCAUCAGUGAGGACAUCUAUUUGCACAACCCAAAUGUGAGGUGGGAGGACAUCAUUGGUCUGGAGGAUGCCAAGCGAUUAGUGAAAGAGGCCGUCGUUUAUCCCAUUAAGUACCCUCAGCUGUUUACAGGCAUCUUAUCUCCAUGGAAGGGUUUGCUGCUUUAUGGUCCCCCAGGCACAGGUAAAACUAUGCUGGCCAAGGCUGUGGCGACAGAGUGUAAGACAACCUUCUUCAACAUUUCAGCCUCUAGCAUCGUCAGUAAAUGGAGAGGCGAUUCUGAAAAACUUGUCCGGGUCCUUUUUGAGCUGGCGAGGUACCACGCCCCAUCUACUAUCUUCCUGGAUGAGCUGGAGUCAGUAAUGGGCCAGAGAGGAACCAGUUCAGGGACAGAGCAUGAGGGGAGUCGGAGGAUGAAGACGGAGCUGUUGAUUCAGAUGGAUGGGCUUGCAACAUCAGAAGACCUUGUUUUUGUUCUUGCUGCUUCCAACCUGCCUUGGGAGCUGGACCACGGGAUGCUGAGGAGGUUAGAGAAAAGGAUUCUAGUGAAUCUUCCCUCGUCACCUGCUCGCCAAGCCAUGAUCUCUCAUUGGCUGCCUCCCAUCAGCUCCCUCGGCGGGGUAAAGCUUCAGACUACAUUAAACUACAAAAGGCUAGCAGAGGAGAUGGAGGGAUAUUCUGGCUCUGAUAUCAGAUUAACAUGCAAGGAAGCCGCCAUGAGACCAGUUCGCAAGAUCUUUGAUGCUCUGGAGUUGCAUCACGAUGCAGACACCAACAUGCCUGUCAUUGAGCUGGGAACCGUGACAACAUCUGAUUUCAUGGAGGUUCUAGCACACACUAAACCGUCAGCCCAAAACCUGAUGGGCAGAUACACAGCCUGGGAGAAGAAGCACAAGUCAGUUUGA
Molecule: messenger RNA, 1635 nt
Organism: Girardinichthys multiradiatus
Lineage: Eukaryota; Metazoa; Chordata; Actinopteri; Cyprinodontiformes; Goodeidae
Gene: katnal2
Product: katanin p60 subunit A-like 2
Exons: 16
Coding region: 1-1635 (544 amino acids)
Molecular function (GO): ATP hydrolysis activity; ATP binding; protein binding
Source: RefSeq, a predicted model, not a curated record